CAUGUAACAGCAGUUGCCUCAGUCGCUGUGAUAAACAUGGAUCUGACUGUAGAAACUGAUCAGAGAUCAGUUUGUUACCAGUAACAGUGGAUGUGAUGUUUCCUGUUUGAUGUCUCUGAUGCCAUGAUGCCUGACGUCUUGUGACGGGUUUUGAAGCUUCUUCUUCUUCUUCUCAUCCUAUGUCACAGAAAGAUGGGGAAGUACAUGCAGCUCCUGAGCUUUGACAGGUACAUGGAGGACUUUGGGGGAGAGACGGAGUUCUUCCCCAUUCUGGAUGAGAUCUUUCAGGAACACCUGCCCAUUCCUUUUCUUCCUCCACCUUCUCCUCUUGGACGUCCUCCCUCACCUUUCCUCCAUUCUUUUUCUCCUCCUCCAUCUCCUUUUUUAGCCCCUCCACUUUCUCCUACUGCUUUUCUUUACCUCCCACCCUCCCCACCUGUUGUUUCUUCUCUGCCUUCACCUCACACUCCCACUGUCCCUUCUCUGCCACCAUCCCUUCUUCCUGGCACUCCACCUGCUGCUCCCGCUUCUGCUCCAGUCUCCAACCCAAACAAGAGAAAGCGUGAGCACCAGCAGAAGGACCAUCCCUAUGUGAAGAAGCCACCAAAUGCCUUCAUGAUCUUCCUGCAGGACCAGAGGCCAAAGGUGGUGGCUGAGCUGCAUCUGACAGACAGCGCUGCUGUCAACGCCGUCAUGGGCCAGAGGUGGAGGGAAAUGUCUCCUGAGCAGAGGAACGUCUACUUCGACCAGGCUCACAAGGAACAGAGGCUCCACGAGCAGCAGCAACCAGGCUGGGUCCCCAACUACAACCGCCCUUCAUGCUUCACACCUGGUCCUCUCAUCAAGCCCCAGCCAAACCCAGUUUCCACAGCAACCCCAGCCUGCAUCUCAUCAGCUUCAUCCACUUCAUCUGCUCCUGACUCCUCAGCUCAUCACACACACCUGCUUCCCCUGCUACUUAAGAACCAGCCAUCCAACCAUUCAGUGCCAGAUUAUUGAACGCUCACGCCAGUAAAUCUUCCAGCCUUUUUUCAUCCUGCCUGAUCAUAGCCUCCUGACCUUGUCUCCAUGCCUGACCCUUUCCAAGAACUCUGCCUGCCUCCACGACCCUCGCUUGUUCACAGACUCUGUCUCCAGCCUCGCCCUUUUCGGGUAACGCCACGUCUUAGCUCCUGGUUAAUAAAGACUUUGAA
This is a messenger RNA of Nothobranchius furzeri (turquoise killifish), 1193 nucleotides long. Lineage: Eukaryota; Metazoa; Chordata; Actinopteri; Cyprinodontiformes; Nothobranchiidae. The record is from RefSeq and is a predicted model, not a curated record.